This is a messenger RNA of Myzus persicae (green peach aphid), 1342 nucleotides long. RefSeq names its product ER lumen protein-retaining receptor (gene KdelR). Lineage: Eukaryota; Metazoa; Arthropoda; Insecta; Hemiptera; Aphididae. Gene Ontology annotation, biological process: protein retention in ER lumen; endoplasmic reticulum to Golgi vesicle-mediated transport. The record is from RefSeq and is a predicted model, not a curated record. Gene Ontology annotation, cellular component: cis-Golgi network; endoplasmic reticulum; membrane. Bases 478 to 1116 code for a protein of 212 amino acids. The transcript has 5 exons. Gene Ontology annotation, molecular function: ER lumen protein retrieval receptor activity.
AGUGGGUAUACAUUCUAGGAUUCUUCAGUAUCAAUUAAGUACGGUAAAAAACGCCGGCCACGUCAUUUCGCCAUAGCCGAGACCGUGUUAUCUCGUCGUGUAUUGCAUUUUCAGUACAUAUUAUAUUUCCUCUAUUAUUAUUAUUAUUAUUAUUAUUAUUACUCGUCGACAGUUUUAAAGAGGUUUGCUUCCGAUACAGUACGGGCGCACGUUAUUAUUACUAUCUCCGUUUGAUCGGAAAGUUAAUAUCUCAUUCGUUUCCCACCCCUUUCCGCAAUCGACCGUUUUUACACGUCCGAAAUUCGGGUUUUCUGAGAAGAAGCCGACCGUGCAUACUGCAGAGACGGCGUCUGACAUCACCCGGCCCGGUCCCACCUGCGACGAGGGGUAGUGAACACUACACGUACACACCUGUAACGAUUCGUCACCGUUCUAGUUUUUUGAGACGGUGACCACCGCCGUCAGCAAGUUACCAAGAUGAACAUAUUCAGACUUUGUGGUGAUCUGUCACAUCUGCUGGCCAUCCUGCUGUUGCUCGUCAAGAUAUGGAAGACCCGAUCUUGCGCCGGCAUUUCGGGAAAAUCUCAAAUACUCUUUGCAAUUGUUUAUACGACAAGAUACCUGGAUUUAUUCACUAGUUUUGUAUCUGUAUAUAACAGUUUUAUGAAAAUAGUGUUCCUAUCAGCAUCAUAUGGAACAUUAUAUUUAAUGUUCUUCAAAUUUAAGCCAACAUACGACCAUAACCACGAUAGCUUCAGAAUUUUGUACUUAAUUGUACCAUCGUUGGUGCUUUCAUUUGUCAUUGUUCAUGUUUACACUGUGAUGGAGAUUUUGUGGACGUACAGUAUCUAUUUGGAAGCAGUAGCAAUUAUGCCACAAUUAUUUAUGGUAUCUAGAACUGGUGAAGCUGAGACUAUUACUUCUCACUAUUUGUUUGCACUGGGUUCUUACAGAGCACUGUAUAUAUUGAAUUGGAUUUACCGUUAUUACACAGAAGAUUUUCUUGAUAUGAUUGUAAUUAUUGCUGGAAUUGUGCAAACCAUCUUAUAUUGUGACUUCUUUUAUCUCUAUAUAACCAAAGUUUUAAAAGGUAAACGACUGUCCUUACCUGUCUAAACACGGAAGGAAAACCUCAGACCAAAGUGUCAGUAUAAAACAGACUAUUUACACAUAAUUGUCAUGUCAUAUGAUUUUUUUUGUACAUAAAUAAAUAGCUUACAUUUGUUGUAAGAUGUUACAGUAGGUCAUUGGAUACCUUAUAAAUACGAGAAAUAUUUUAUUUUAGUUCUAAACUUAAAUUAUUUGGGAAAUUAUACCAACAUAUUAUCAAUUAUGAUAACAA